This is a messenger RNA of Caenorhabditis auriculariae, 4592 nucleotides long. Lineage: Eukaryota; Metazoa; Nematoda; Chromadorea; Rhabditida; Rhabditidae. The record is from the annotation of a GenBank genome assembly.
AUGGAAGAGGCCGAGGAGCUGUGCGGCUACUUCGAGGGCUACACCACGCAGCGCUUCGUCAUCAUCUCCGUCUUCUCGCUUUUUUCUUUCUUCGGCGUCAUCGCCAAUGCGGUAUGACACCAACGGUUUUCCUCUGAUAUAAUUACCUUUUUAAAUUAAUUUUUAUAGAAACUUGAUUUUUCGAGUAAAGUGUUGAAGCAAUGUGCUUACUCUACAUGAUAACUAAAGUUUUUUAGUCAAGAUUUUCGUCAGCUGUCAAUUUUUAUAGAACUGAAACGCUUGCAAGAAGUGGUUCAUCAUCAUCAAAAUAAUCAUUGACAAAAAAACUCAUCAAAAAAAUUAAAAAAAUCUUUUUCCGAGUUGUCUAUGAAUUGAAAAAAAUGAAUGUUAAAUAUUUACGAUACUGCACCUAAUUUUUUUCUUUUUGAUUUCAUCUAUUCUUCAUAUGUAUCGUUUCUCAAAAAUCUCUUCUUUGAAACACUAUUCUGUAUCAUAAGUCUAUCGCCAUAUAUGUGCACUUUCUAAUUAAAAAAGAAAAAAACGUCAUUCAGUCUAUUUACCCACUUCCUUUAUUGGGCGAACCCGUGAAUUUCUAAACUGUUGACCCAUACGUUGAGCCGAAAGCUUUAUUCAGAAUUCAAUGAAGAAUCGGUAAAGUCGAACAACCAAUCGUUCAAAAAUUGGAAUUGAAGUGAUUAAGGUCUUAAUUCAAGGAAAAUUGUUUUGCUUGAAACUUUAAAACUCUGAAAUUGGUCGGGAAGUCAUUCAAUGAAUUACGUUAAUUGGAAAUGAUUCUUUUUUUUCUGAUUUUCAUUCUUUUCACAAUAAAAUAAACUUCCAGAAGUUUGUCGCGUUGGAAAUACGUUGUCGACAACGCCAUUGAUUUAUAUUCUUUAUAUCUUUUGUGCACUUUAAUUUUCAUUAUGACCUGUUCAAAUUAAUUUUAAAAGUUUCAUAUAGCUGAUGUAUAGUAAAAAAGACGAUUAAAUUUUGGAGAGUUAGAAGUUUGAAUCAAUAAUUUCAGAAAACGCAUAAUAAUCACAUGAUUUUUUUUUCGAGGAAAGGCUCAUUUCCAGUUUACCAACUUGAUAUUCAAUUCAACUUUUGAUGAAGCCACAACUCGCUCAUGUUUUUAUUUUCUGAGAACAAUGUUUCAAAGGCUGCUCUCCUGAACGGCGCGCAAGAAACUGAAAAAAAAAAUGAAGUGUUUGCUGUCUAAACAAGACUUUCAGGUUCUCAAUCUGAGUAUAUCAAACAGCUUUUUCAAGAGCAAAAUCACAGAAAACUUCAUAAUUGUGAAAAUACCCUGUCCCAUCACUAGUUUUACAGAGAGCAAAAUAUUUUUUGCGAAACCCUAUAGUGGUGACUUGCAGCUUCUGAUGGCGGUGUUCCGGAGAACUCUCGGCUCCUCGGUCUACCUGUUCGCUUUAUCGAGCUGCGACCUGCUCAUAUGCCUCACUUACCUGCUUCUCUUCGGCGUGGAUGCCGGCUUCGUGUACCUGAGGAAUACGGUAGCCACGGCCUCUCGACGCCAAUAACUCGUUGCAGACGUUGUUCUUCCUCUAUCACCGGUACAUUGUUCCUGUCUUCUUCAUGGCCAAAGUCGUGCAAUUCGCCAUCCCCUUCAUCCUCAUUCUCAUCACGUUUGAAAGAUAUUUGUGGACGACACGAGAAAAAACCAGGUUUAUUCGAAAAACAAGCCUUAUGGAGGAAGAAUAGUUUGGAAUAGAAGUAACAGAGCUCAUUGUUGUUUCACUCCUGUCUUCUUUCCCGAAAAGAAGAAAUUUCAGACAAAUGUUCGCUGUUGUGUUCGAUGAAAAAGGACGAAAUAUAACGAUUUGCGUUGUUUUCGUAAUGAGUGUCGUUCUACGAGUACCUGUCCUCUUUGCCACCCAGGUUUUUCUUUUCUUUUCACAGCAUCGGGUUUUGCUACGAGUUUUUCGAAAGAUCAGAAAAAAAAAAUCCCUGGGGCCUCGUCAUCUGGCUGUAUCCGAUUAUCUUAUCCAAUACCGCUUUUUGACGGAUUCGACCUUCUGCCUCGGAGGCGUGUCCCCAGGGAAUCAGUAGUUUUCUUCUUCAUUUUUGAUUGCGCCUCUGCCAUACUUUCCCGCAAUUACGGCAGAGUUGGUUCUUCGGAAACUUAUUAAAACAUUUCGAAACUUGAAUUCAUGACCCUUACUAAGGCAAUGUAAUAAUCUAAGGAAGUAAGAUAACUAUUCCAUAAAAAGAUACCAAGAAAGGUGUCGUUUGAUCUUAACAAUAAGUUGACUGAAAAUCGAAAAACCAACCCUCUUCACUGACCUUUUUUAGCUUAUUUAUUAUGAAUUCGAAAAAUGAAGAAAGCACUGGUCACCAGACUAUCGCUUCUCUUGUUUUUGUAUAAUAUUUAUAUAUUAAUUCAAAGAUUGACGUCAAUUGACUCGGUUCACGUCUUUUGCAAACGGAAAGGCAGGUCUGUGAAGACGUGUCUUGUUUUUUUUUUUAUUUCUCAAAUUUCCCUUGGUAUAUUUAUACGGCGAACAUUCUAAGUUCACAAAUAGCAAUCUAAACAUUCUGUAAAUGAAGGUCAGAAGACACCGCAAAAGGCCAUUUCCCACCUAAUCAGUGAAUGUUUUUAGCUCCCGAUUGAACUUUUGAUAGAACUUUUCUGAAGUGUACUUUAGGACCUCCUGUUUCCAGAAAAAAAAUAAAAAAAUUCUCGCAGUAGGUUUUUUUCUUCGUGUAAGACACUUCACAACCUUAGCGCUUUUUGUCACAAUUUACGAAUUUUGUAAACUUCGAAUCCUCUUAACUCGAAAACCAGACCUAAUGUGAGAAUUUCUUUUAUUGUGGAAUCAGAUGGUCCGAAAGUAAACUCCCGCAAAGUUUCAUCAAAAGGGGCUAAAAACGUUUCCUAGUAAGUUGCCCAAAGUUUUAAAUAACAACUUUGUUAGACUUGAGAAUACUGCGUUUGAUAUCUGUAGUAGUUCUGUUUUGUCAAAAUGACAUAGAAUCAGUUGUCGUUUGACGCGCCCAUGAUGCUAGGUUUCCUGCAAGUCAGAGCUGCAGGUGAAGGAGUAUCCCGCGUGCGACGACUACUUCCGGAGCGAAUCUGUGUCGCCGACGGACUGGGCCAAGGAUAGCUACGCGUAUCGCGUCUUCGACUUCCAGAUCAUCACCGCCGUCCAGAUGUUCUUCCCGUUCUUCGUUCUGCUCAUCCUCAACCUCGUCAUCAUCAAGCGGCUUAUCGCCGAGAAGCACGUAAGUGGGACGGCUCUUCAAUUUUCCAAUUUUGCGGCAAACUGACAGCAAGUUUUUUUUUCCGCAUUUCGAGCCAAAAAGCGUCCUGCGAACACGGAAUUUUUCUCCCUACUGAAAUUUCGAGAGAAGGAACGUACAUCUUGAUGGCAAAGACGUUGCUUUUUCUUCUUCUUCAAUUUAUGUCAGAGAAAAUGACAAUUAAAGACGAGCUACGGACGAAUGAACAAGUCAAGUAAACCUUAGAAGCAUCACCGUGGUCACUUUUUUUUCUCGAAAAUGACUUUUUCAGUCAAAAGUUUUUCAGGAUUACGCGACGAUGAACAGCAGCGGCGGGGUGCUGACGUCAUCGUUGGCGACGAAGAAAAUGUCGUUCGGACCAGGAAACUUGCCGGAGAAUUACGUUCUCCUCGAAGUGGCUGCUGAAGUGAUGCGCGAGUCGCUGCUCCACAGGUGACAGCAGUUAUCGAGUCCGGCUCAACGCUUCGUGUACUUCCAUUGUCUGCUUUAGGGCCUUUUUUUGCUUUUUAUGCUUUUGCAUUAGACUUGCUUCGCCUCAAACUGUGAAGAAGAGAAGCCAACCAGAGAUUUUUUUUUCGCAAGAGCGAACUUUGAAAAAGUGACAAAAAGCAAUGCGCUGCGCCUUUUGUCAAAGGAAAAAAGUGCUUUUUUUAUUGCUGAAUCGCUUUUUGUGUAACUAUGAAAAUCUUCUGAAGCGACUCCUCGAAGCGAUCGUCAUUGGCGCCGGCCGCGAACUCUCGCCGCCAGAGUAUGUUCCAAGACGUCGUUAUAGAGCUCAAGGAGUGAGUUGCCGUCAACGUCUUCUCCCUCUUUUUUCCCUUUAGCUUCUACUCGUUUUCGUCUGUGAAAUUGUUGUGACGGUCGCCUUGAAUAAUCAAGAUCCAGACACGUACGAAUUAGCUUUUCCAGGUCGUCAAGGUCAAAACGUUCACAACUUCGUAACGCCAUCUACACUAUGCUGGCCAUCGUAACUUCUUACCUAGUUUGUAAUGGAAUUCACCUUUUCCUGACGUUCCUGGAACGGUUUGAAUCCUCUGUGCUCUACGAGUCUGACGAUCAGAGUCAAUCUAGCAAUUUUUAUAUAGGUAAUUUUUCAAACAUAAUAUCAAUAAUGAGAAAUUUUAUGGUAAAUUGCGUUUUCAGUGUCAACGAUGAUCUCGAAAUAGACUGAAAACUUGAUGUUUUUUUUUUCAGUGCUAUCCGAUAUGGUGUCAAUAGUCUACAUGGUCUCAUCGGCCAUCAGAAUAUUCAUCUACGCCAAGUGCAACCCGAAGCUUCGCGUUGAGAUUUCAAACUAUUUGCGGCGGCGGGAAUCAGUUUCAGGCCACUCCUGA